AUAUUGUUUAUAAACCGCCAAUCCACCCUUCCAAAGAAGACCAUGCUGAAUUCAGUUACGGUGACUCGCAGUCGCCGUCCCAAUGCGGGCUCUCGAAUGGCUCGGUUGCUGAACGAGGAAGAAGAGGAUGAAUUUUACACUAGCGCAUACGGAGGAUUUGCUGAGGAGGAGGAUGACAACGACUACGAGUCGGAGAGUUCGGGUCACGACUCAAUCGAUACAGACUUUGUUGACACCGAGGAAGAGGACGAAGGCAGUGCAAACGAGACCGGUGCUGGGUCAGACGAUGAGAAGAAAAGGCGGCGUACUCGCAGAGUUGUCACAAAAAGCUAUAAGGAACCAAAGGCAAAAAAGGAUUCAAGUGAUAAAGUGAAGCCCGAACCGAAACCGCGCAGUAGGCCACUGGAAGAGCCUUCGGCAGAACUCGCGUCAGAAGGUCGAAAGUUGCGUGCGAGCACCGUUCGUGCCCAUGUUGAGGCUGCCACAGACAAGAAGCAGUCGGGCAACUCGGAGGCCACUGCGUUGAAGCGCAAGGCGCUCCUGGCCGAGAUCGCUCAGCGGAAGAACCUGCCGGAGGUGCGACGGCUGACGCAGGAAGAGCUCCUGGCAGAGGCCAAGAUCACCGAGGAGAUUAAUAAGCGGUCGCUGGCUCGCUACCAAAAGCUGGAAAUAGAAAGAAAGAAGAUUCGGGUUCAAAAGACUGUCUCGCAACAACCAAUGAUUCGCACUCACAGCUUCGCUGUUCCAUCAGUGGCCGACCAACCUGAGGUCUAUGGCGUCGCUGUCAAUUCAGAAAGGUUGGCUUAUUUCUUUGCAGUUGUGUGCAUGAAGGCACUUCGAAGUACUUCCUCGUGCCGUUGCCUUAGAAGCAAGUGUGGUUCCUGUUCUGUUUUGACGAUCAAGUCGGUUGGAUGUACAUCUUUCUACAGUACACUGCUAAUGUGUGUCUCACUUUUCACUUGCUCGCACUUUCUAUUUUCCAGUGGUGACGUGGAAAUGCGACAAAUGCUGGUGAACCGGAAUUUGCGGUGCGCGCGGACGCUGGUGUCGUUUACCGACCCCGCCUCCUUCACGGCCACCUUCCCCUCAACCGCUCCUGGCAAACGUUCGGGUCAAGCGCCGCGCAAGAAGACCCGCUUUUGUCCUCUCACCGGCCGUGUAGCCGCCUACCUUGAUCCCCUCACCCGAACCCCUUAUGCUGAUUUGGCUGCAUUUAGGGCUCUGCGAUAUCUCUAUCGACUGCACCUGGAGACUGGAACUCCCGCUAUUGAUUUGCUCAGGCAGUACCGAAGUGGAGAGUUGCGGAUAGCCGACGACUGA
This is a messenger RNA of Mesocestoides corti, 1320 nucleotides long. The record is from the annotation of a GenBank genome assembly. Lineage: Eukaryota; Metazoa; Platyhelminthes; Cestoda; Cyclophyllidea; Mesocestoididae.